This is a messenger RNA of Suillus subalutaceus, 3776 nucleotides long. Its product is annotated as CHAT domain-containing protein. The transcript has 7 exons. The record is from RefSeq and is a predicted model, not a curated record. Gene Ontology annotation, molecular function: protein binding. Bases 212 to 3544 code for a protein of 1110 amino acids. NCBI's taxonomy places the organism in Eukaryota, Fungi, Basidiomycota, Agaricomycetes, Boletales, Suillaceae.
CUUCUGGGCUCAGACGAAUAUGCAAUCAUACCAGGCUACCAGCGUCUAUCGCAAGUCUAUCGUGCCGAACUGACCUCAACAUAGAAAUACACGUGGACAUUCAACUUCUCCACCAAGCUUCACUCACAACCGCGAUAUCUCUAACCCCCAUCUUCUCCACCUACCACUCAACCUAUCCUCGAUCCUUGUUGUUUUGCUUCAUCGCACCAUCAUGUCUGGUAAUUUGGAAGGCCAGUAUAUCAGACUUGAAGUCGUCGGCGGAAACAAUCUUCAAGUCCCUUCUGAGCGCAUUCCUGCAGGCAUUUACGUAUCCAUCAAUGUGGACUCGACUCAAUGUUGGAAAUCAACCAUCAGAGUCUUAGCAUCCGACAAAUCUAUAGUGUGGGACGACACUGAGGCUGUGGCCCUAUCGUCACACGAAUCACCCGAAUUAUCAGUGGAAAUCAGGGCGUCCUUUGAGGCCGAUCGAAUGCUAGGCAAUGGUGAAGUCAUCGGACAACUUGAAACACCAUGGAAGGACUUGCUCGAUUCUGGAGACGAGCCUUUCGAUAUUUCCUUCCCACCUGUCCGUGAUGUUCGCCCUUCCCUCACACUAAAGACCGCUGUCGUACAUGUUUCUGACAAUCAGGACGGUGCACUGUUUGAUUCCAUUGAUGAAUGCUCGAUUGCUCGACACACGGAUGCAGGCCACGCACGAUUUGCCACAUACGUGAUAAACAAGACCGUCUCUCACCUGGUAGAUGCUGUGGAGCAUUUUCAGUUGGUUCUGGACCGGUGUCCGAUCGGCCAUCUUGACCGCGCAGUGGCUCUCACUAACCUCGCGUGUUCCCGCUUUGAGGGUUAUCGUCUAAAGGAUAUUCAAGACAUCGACUCUACGACUGCCCUCUUCCGUGAAGCCCUUGCAUUGCGUCCGCAGGGUCACCCUGAUCAUCCACUAUCCAUCUAUCACCUCCUUAAAGCGUUGAUCUUGCGCUACAGGAAAGAGUGCACCGCCGUCUAUAUCCAGGAAUGCGCGCAACUGUACUUCAAUCUGCUGCCUCUCUGUCCAGAGGGCUCCCACCUUCGUAGCAUCGCGGCAGGGGCAGAUGGUGUUGAUUAUGUGAUCUGUGAAUGCAACAACCUUCCAAUAGACGCAUCCGAUGAAGGCCUCCACCUUCGGCGAGUCGUGCUCCAUCUCUGUCCUCUGGGCCAUCAGGACCGUCCCAGAGCCCUUGACAAGCUUGCAUGGGCUCUCAUAACACGCUUUCGACAACGCGGCAGCAUUGUUGAUCUAGAAGAGUGCAUACAAUGUCAUCGUGAAGCUGUUUCUCUAUGCCCUGAAGGACAUUCUGAACGCGAUUCCUACCUGAAUGACCUGGCUUAUUCACUCCGGUCCCGCUUUGAUCAUCUAGGCAUCUCUCACAACCUCGACGAAGCUAUCUCUUUGUACGAAGAAGCACUGCGCCUGCGCCCUGUUGGGCACGAAUCUCGUGAUUACUCGUUGAACAACCUAGGGGGCGCUCUCCUCACCCGUUUCAAUAGAAGUGGUGACAUUGAUGACAUAAACAGAGGAAUCAGCCUGCAUCGCGAGGCACUGAUUUUAUGCCCCCCUGGGCAUCCACGUUGUGACGUCACGCUCAACAACCUUACCCUCGCGCUCAAAAUUAGAUCCGACAAAUUGAAAGCCAGCGAAGAUAUCAACGAGGCCAUUGAUCUUUAUCGCGAAUCGCUUCGGUUAAGACAGCAUGUUGAUCCAGAGUGCCACAAAAUUCUUCACAAUUUGAUCUCGACCCUCUGCUCUCAUUUCACGCACACUCGGAAGAAUGAAGACGUCGAGCAGGCCAUUCAACUCUGCCAAGAGUCCUUGUUGGCUUUUCCUUCACUGCACCCUGACAGGUAUUUCAGUUACACGUGGCUGAAGAAUGCCUACCUGUCUCGUUACCGAGUGCAACACAACCUCGCCGAUCUGUCGCUGGCCGUAGAGAACUUCAGACUGGCAUCGAGAUAUCCCACUCAAGACUUUCCGUGUCGACUGGAAACAGCUCUGCACUGGGUUGAGGAGGCUGAGGUACAUCAACAUGACUCUGUCCUCGAAGCAUACCAAAUGUCCUUGGAGCUAUUCGACAACCAUGUGAUGACGCAGUCAUCGAUUAUCUCUCGCCGCGAGGCUGCAGCCGCUUUUCGUGGUGCAAAAUCACUGCCAAUAGAUGCAGCUUCGUGUGCCGUACGUCGUGGCAAUCUACGACAGGCGGUUGAACUCGUGGAGCAGGGCCGUGGCCGGCAGUGGUUACUGGCCUCUCGACUCAGGACUCCGUUGGAGGGUCUGAAGCUUGCAAGUCCGGAACUAGCUCACAAGCUCUCAGAUAUCAAAAAGCACCUGUCUGAUGCUCAGGGUUCUGCCGACAGCGCUGACCCAGCUGUUGCUGACCAAGCAGCGAUACAAUACAGGAGGCUUCAGGAGCAGUGGGGAGCAGUGACUUGCAAGUGGCAGCGCGUCAUGGCCCAGUCAUUAUCCUCGUUGCGAGUCGAUACUCAUGCAAGCGCCAUCGUUGUCCCGACGUCAGGAGAGCCACACAACGUUCAAUUCCCGCGUAUUACUCUCACACAUCUGGAGAAGCUCAAGAAUGACUUUGUGAGGGAGAUACGACUUGCAUCUUUUAUGCGCCCAGAGGAGACGAGGAAGGAAUUGCAAGUCCUCUUGCGGACAGUAUGGGACGAGAUCAUGCUCCCCAUCGUCAUCGUCCUCCAGCGUGAUCUCAGAGUAACGAACGGCUCUCGAAUCUGGCUGUGUCCAACUGCAACAUUCACUUCCAUUCCUCUCCACGCAGCUCACCCCUUUCGAACGAAGGCAGACGGACGGCGUGAACUAUGCCUGGAGGACGUCUAUAUCUGUUCUUACACGCCGACACUUUCAGCUCUGAUCAGAUCUAGGCAGAUGAUGAAGAAACGUGCGACUUCGUCAUUUGUUGUAAUUGGGCAAAGUUCCCCGGGUGCGGGGCAAGGCAAGGCUCUCUUGACUGUUGACAGUGAGCUUGAGCUCGUCCGCAAACUCGUCCCCACGACUGCCAACCCCACCACUCUUUCCGGCGACGACGCCACGCGAGCAGGUGCACUCGACGCUUUGCAAUGCAACACCUGGGUGCAUCUCGCUUGUCAUGGGAAGCAGGACCGUGAGCAGCCUUACUAUUCACGUUUCGCCAUGAAAGACAAACCUCUGACGCUGCUCGACAUUAUGGAGAAAGAUAUUCCGCACGCCGAGUUUGCGUUCUUAUCAGCGAGUCAUACCGCCGUGGGCGAUGAAGAGAUGCCCGACGAAGUCAUUCACCUCGCAGCUGGAUUGCAAUUUUCAGGGUUCAAGAGCGUCAUUGGCACACUGUGGGAGGUCGACGACGCUGUCGCAAAACACGUUAUCGAAGCUUUCUACAAGUAUAUGUUCAAGGAUUUGGAGGACGGUGGUGUCAUGGACUGCACGAAGGCGGCCUGGGCACUCAAUUGUGCUACACACGCCGUGAAGACGAAAGUGUCGCUCGAGCAGAGGAUACUUUUCAUUCAUAUUGGUGUGUAGUUAUACUAUGUCGUGUCACUUUCGUCUGGUAUAGGCUUUCGAGUUGUUGAUUUUCUCUCUUUCAUCCCAUCGGUGUACCUGUUAAAGGCUGUUGUAAGAUUACCUUGAUAUUGUAUUUACUUUGUGAGGCAUACCCCAAGCAUCCCCUCUUUAUAUCUAGUACGCUUAGAAGAGUCUUUGCAACUUCGUUAAUUGCUCGAGUAUUUGACGUAUUUUAUUCCUAUAAACCGAG